AUGCCCGGGGCGAAGCCGCUGCGCGUCGCCGUGCUGCUGAGCGGCGGCGUCGAUAGCUCCGUCGCGCUGGCGCUCUUGCGCGCCGCCGGCCACGAAUGCGUCGCGUUCUAUCUUCAGAUUUGGUUUCAGGAGGACUUUCGAAACACGUGGGAUCAGUGCCCGUGGGAGGAGGAUCUGCGCGUGGCGGAGUCGGUGUGCGAGCGCGUGGGCGUGCCGCUGGAGACGGUGCCGCUGACGGAUGAGUAUUGGAACUUGGUGGUGAAGGAUAGCGUGGAGGAGAUACGCAAAGGGCGAACGCCGAACCCAGACGUGUUGUGCAAUAGUAGAGUGAAGUUUGGGGCGUUUCGCGAGUGGCUGGCGCGAACGCAUCCCGGCGAGUUUGAUCGAGUGGCGAGCGGGCACUACGCGGCGGUGGAGCGCGCCGACGUUGGAGAGCUGGCGAGGUUGGUGAUGUCAGGCGAUACGUUCAAAGAUCAAACGUACUUUUUGGCGGAUUUGAGUCAAGAGCAACUCGGAAGCGUGUGCUUUCCGGUGGGGGGUAUGCCGAAGGCAGAGAUUCGCGCGUUGGCUGCGUCGGCCGAGUUGCCGAACGCCGGGCGCAAGGAUUCGCAAGGGAUUUGCUUUUUAGGAAAGGUCAAGUUUAGUGAGUUCAUCGCAGAGCAUUUAGGGGAGAUGCCGGGUGAUAUCAUAGAAGUCGAGUCCGGAAAAGUGCUCGGCAAGCAUCGCGCGUAUUGGUUUCACACCAUCGGUCAGCGGAGCGGACUCUUUCUGCACGGCGGUCCGUGGUACGUCGCGGGCAAAGAUUGCGUUAAUAACAUCGUGUACGUCACGCGUGAUUAUUAUUCGCUCGACAAAGCGCGCGAUACUUUCACCGUGGCGGGUUUCAACUGGAUAUCCGGCCAAGAACCACCGUUGGAGAGCAUCGAAGGUUUGCGCGUCAAGGUUCGUCACGGCGAAAACAUUUACGCGUGCUCGUUCCAAUUCAAAGACGUCGACGGCGAGCGGUGCGGAGAGGUGAAUAUAGGCCAGGACGACCAAGGCUUAGCGCCCGGGCAAUAUGCGGUGUUUUACGACGGCGACACGUGCCUGGGAUGCGGUAAGAUUCUCGAACCAAACGUCGGCGCCAUCGGCUUGGUGCCCGCUUCCGGCGAACGCCUCGACGCGACGACGAGCCCGAGCGCGUAA
Ostreococcus lucimarinus CCE9901 is the source of this 1185-nucleotide messenger RNA. RefSeq lists its product with no specific name. The coding region runs from base 1 to 1185 and encodes 394 amino acids. Gene Ontology annotation, molecular function: sulfurtransferase activity. NCBI's taxonomy places the organism in Eukaryota, Viridiplantae, Chlorophyta, Mamiellophyceae, Mamiellales, Bathycoccaceae. The transcript is spliced from 2 exons. The record is from RefSeq and is a predicted model, not a curated record. Gene Ontology annotation, biological process: tRNA processing.